Messenger RNA from Exophiala aquamarina CBS 119918, 1401 nucleotides. RefSeq lists its product as uncharacterized. Bases 1 to 1401 code for a protein of 466 amino acids. Lineage: Eukaryota; Fungi; Ascomycota; Eurotiomycetes; Chaetothyriales; Herpotrichiellaceae. The record is from RefSeq and is a predicted model, not a curated record. The transcript has 2 exons.
AUGUACGACCGUCGGAAUCGACCACAAGGUAAAGCCAGAUCCAUCAGCUCGGGCACCGAUGACAUCCAGAGCUCCGGCGAUAGUCACUCACAGGGGGAUUGCACUUCGCCCUCUACCAGUCUGAUCAGAACAUCGCCCCUGCAUCGAAUUUCCAUCUCCUCUGAUUGUGAAAACUCGCUGCUUAAUUACUACCUUGACUCCUUCCUCUCAAUGAUUCUUUUGCCAACCACUCAGCCCAGCGACUAUGCUGACUUUCGUUCGUACACCCUGAUUCUUGCGCUUGAAUGUCAAAGUGUCAAAGACGCGGUGAUGAGUAGCAGCGCCGCGAACAAGUACAUGCUGACGGGAGAUGACUACUUUCGGCGACUCUCGCUUGAGUACUACACCCGGGCGGUGAGAGAGGUCAAUCAUUCGCUGGCAAAUCUCGACUGCUCUCGCGAGAGCUGGGCAGAUCCGCUGAUUCUCAGUGUUGCUUACUUGUACAUACGCUCGUUCUGGGGCCCAGACGCUGAUAAAGACGCCCCCAAACAUGUUGCCGGGAUGCAGCAAUUAUUCAAGCUUCGGUAUGCUGGUGGCCCCUCACCUGUGAGCGCAGACCGAUCAUUUGAUCGUAUCAUGGCUGAAAGCGCACUGUACCAUUCAUUUCUUCUCGUCAUGCGAAGCCCAUUUGCGUUGAAUUUCCAUAUUGACAGGACCUUUUUAUCGAGAACUCUGGAUCUGCUUGAGCACCAUGUGUAUGUUGAGCCUACGGAGGCCGCGAAGAGUCCCGUUCUGGGUGCCCCGCCAUCGAUAUAUCGUCUAAUCCUGGACAUUGUUUACAUGUUCAACUCUCCCUCUCGCGCUGAUGCCAAGGAUUAUCGGAAACUUCGAUGCUCUAUGGACUAUUGGGAGCAUGUUCUCGAUAGCGACGCAUCGAUCUUUCGAGAUACCGAAUAUGGAGACGCCAUUGAGCUGUAUAUCCUUGCAGCCUCCCUUCUUCUCGAUUGGAUGACCGAACUUCCCCACGACAGUGGACCCAUUACCUUGAUUACUUUGUCGAUGCUGGGUGGCUCGACCACCAUCCACUCGGACGGAGAACUAAGGCCCAGAUGGCAGGUUGCUCGCGCGCUCUCCGUCCUUCGGCGCCCGGACACAAAAUGCUACUGGACGUGGUGCUACCUCAGCUCUUGGCCACUCCUGGUAUUCGGAUACGCGGUCGAGGAUGCCGACGAUAUGGACCUUGUCCAAGAGGUGCUGCACGAAUCACGUCAUUGCAUCGGAUAUGCUGAGAUGGAGCGAAUCAAGGGCGAGUUGGAGGAGGUUUGGCAGAUUCGGCAACAGAAAACCAAUGAACGAGUGUGCCUCCCCUUCGCAGUACCAACUCAUUCUCGUCAGAGGUUGAUUGAGCUUCCGACUUUGUGA